This is a messenger RNA of Pediculus humanus corporis (human body louse), 519 nucleotides long. RefSeq names its product histone deacetylase complex subunit SAP30, putative. Gene Ontology annotation, molecular function: transcription coregulator activity; protein binding. The transcript has 3 exons. Gene Ontology annotation, biological process: regulation of DNA-templated transcription. The coding region runs from base 1 to 519 and encodes 172 amino acids. The record is from RefSeq and is a predicted model, not a curated record. NCBI's taxonomy places the organism in Eukaryota, Metazoa, Arthropoda, Insecta, Psocodea, Pediculidae. Gene Ontology annotation, cellular component: histone deacetylase complex.
AUGAUAAUGAACGGAUUUAGUACGGGAGAGGAUGACUCUAGAGGAGCAUCUGAUCAAAUUUGUUGUUUAGUUGACGACAACGAACGUUGUAAAAGACCUGCAGGAAAUGCUUCGUAUAGUAAAAGAAUACAAAAAACAGUUACACAAAGAAGACUAAAACUGCACAUUGAUAAUUUGGCAAAACACAUAUAUAUUUGUGAUUAUCAUAAAGGAGUCAUUCAAUCAGCUAGGACAAAAAGAAGAAGGAAAGACUCUGAAGAUGAUUCUAAUGAACAAGAUAUUGAUAUGCCAGAAAUAGAUUUAAAUCAAUUACAAUUGAACACUCUUAAAAGGUAUAAAAAACAUUACAAAAUCCCAUCGAAACCUACAAUGAACAAAACUCAAUUAGCAGAGACUUUAAUGAAACAUUUAAAAACAAUUCCAGUCGUAGAAAAAGAAACUCUUACAUUUUUUAUUUAUAUGGUAAAAUCAAACAGCAACAAAUUAGAUCAGAAAAAUGGUGUUAAUGAAAAUACUUAG